Molecule: messenger RNA, 663 nt
Organism: Pseudocercospora fijiensis CIRAD86
Lineage: Eukaryota; Fungi; Ascomycota; Dothideomycetes; Mycosphaerellales; Mycosphaerellaceae
Exons: 2
Coding region: 1-663 (220 amino acids)
Source: RefSeq, a predicted model, not a curated record
AUGCUGCGGCCACCACACGUUGCCGCCACCACUCACUCCUCUGGCGACUCGAAUGCAGUUGACACACCAAUCUGCUACUUUCUGGACGCCCUGCCAAGAGAGCUUCGGGAAAUGGUUUACAGCUACCUAGGAGCAGACUUUACAGCUGUCAAACCUACGCCAAUUUGCGAUUCGACUAGUCGACUGAAGGAUGGCCCUCGACUUGCUGUGCUGCUCGUCAACAAGCAAGUCCGCGCAGAGUACUGGAAGAUGUGCAAGGAGAUGACUCAAAUCGUGGUGGUGGAUGCGUACGCGGCUGGCAAUAUCACUUGUCCUGAAAUUCAUCCCACAAUGGCCUUAUUUCUUGUCUCUCCAAGAUCAUGGCUAUCGGGCUUACUCGUUUCGAGAUGGGGAAGGGUUUGGGCAGAAUCGCAGCUGAUGAGCUCGAGAUGGAUGAUCGUCACGACUACGCUUGGUGGACGACAGAAGGUGGCUGAGAUGAUCUCGGUCCAGAGUAGGUGCAAAAUCUGUGUGCGAGGAGGAGAAAUCUUGCAGACCUUGAGGGAUUUGAGUAUCGAUCCGAAAGGACGGAUUCUGAAGGCGAAGAGUCAGAAGAAGAGAAUAGGGAGCAGAGCGAAGAGUGCCCAGUCCCAUGCUGAGGAGUAUACCGAAACGCGCAAGUAG